UCGGUUUCUCUUUCUGCAGCUCGCUUGACAUAAUACUCUAGAACUGAAGACAGUCUUGAAAUAAUCGUAUUAAGCCAAUGAAUUCAGCUGAUAUUCAUUAUUUUUAUGUAGGCAAGCAUCUCUUUCGUCGCGAGAUAAAUUCCAUGCUCUUUACACUGAGUUAUUGACUGAGCGGUUCCUCCUUAAAAUGGCAACAGUUCGAGCGAGUGGGCCCCGCGAACACUAUCGCGCACGGUCUUAUUUAAGUGUGUGUGUGGCACCUGUCAGUAUGAUGUCGUCCUCUAGCGAUACUCCUCGGAGUCAGCGGCGCAGGGAGUUGGAUGCCCGCAGGAGUAAGUCUCGCGUGCGGCUGGGCUCGUGUCUGCAGAGCUGGGGUCAUCUCAAAGAGAAACUGGGCUUUUCUCUUCACUCAGAGCUCGCUCAGCAUCUGCUGCAGAGCUACGUAUCAAGAGUUUGCAUCAAGUGCUCAGGUGAUGGGAAAGGAGAGAUCACAAGCACCCUAUCAACUACCAAGGAAUCUUUGCAGGAACUUAUCCUGCUGGUCCACAACCAUGGGCGGAUGUGCCUUUUCCCCCCUGUCCUGCAUUCUCGGCCUGUCACAAAACCAACAGUUCAAGAUCAGAGUGCUCAUGCAACAGGGAGAAGAGAAGCUGAAACUGAUUCCAAGGACUGUGAGGUGGACGUGUGUCUCAAGUACACCUGUGAAAAUGGACAUCACUUUUUGUGGUCUCCUAUUAAGAUGGAGAAGGCAAUGACAUCUAAAAACGAAGGUGAAAUAACUGCAGCCAGCCCAAAGAGACUCAAACAACGAGGCAGGAGGUGGCUGAAGGAUCCAGACGCAGAGAUAGAAAGACAAGAGGUGAUGAUGGCUAGAUUAAAAACCAGACGGCAACUACGAGAAAACGCUGAAGUUACCACAAAUGACACUGAACAGAAAAACAAUACAAGGUCUCAAACGUUCGGAGACAACAAGAAUGCAGGUGUUACAGUGACUGAGACUUCUGAGACACAGAAAGGAAAUAAUGUGGCAGCUGACCUUUCGCAUUCAGAACAUAGGUCUUCAGUAAACAGUGAUGAGAUGACUGAAGAUGAUCCUGCCAGGGUUUGCACUGAAAACCAAAGCCCCCCUGAUAGCAAUGAGGAAGUUGCAGUGCUGAAUUUAACCAACAGAGGGAUCCAGAGUAGAGCAGAUCCUACUGAGAAACACAACACCAACAAAAAGGCAGGAACACUUCAAAAUAACAGUCCACAGUCUUUGAAAGAUGAUGUGUCCCAGAUUGGUGGCAAGAGAAAACGAAAAUCAACAUCCAAAGUGAUUUUGCCUUGUGAGUUUCAAGGCUGCGAUAAGAUUUUCUCUAGUCGGCAAUAUCUCAAUCAUCAUGUCAAGUACCAGCAUCUCCAGCAGAAGACCUUCACCUGCUCGCACCCCCCCUGCAGCAAGUCAUUCAACUUCAAGAAGCAUCUGAAGGAACAUGAAAAGUUGCACAGUAAUCAGAGAGACUAUAUCUGUGAGUUCUGUGCCCGGGCGUUCCGAACCAGCAGUAACCUGAUCAUCCACCGCAGGAUACACACCGGAGAGAAACCACUGCAGUGUGAGGUGUGUGGCUUUACCUGUCGACAGAAAGCCUCUCUGAAUUGGCAUAUGCGGAAGCACAAUGCUGAGAGCACCUACCAGUUCCCCUGUGAGAUCUGCGGUCGUCGCUUUGAAAAGAGAGACAAUGUCACAGCUCACCGAAGCAAGAGCCACCCAGACUACAAUACACCCACUCCUGAGCUUCUCCUUCCUCCUUCUGACCCAGUCCCGCAUCCCUUUGGGCAGCGCAGAUCUUCCCCUUCUGUUUCCAAGAAUCACAUUUCUGUAGAAUAACAUUUGUAAUGCCAUGUUG
Molecule: messenger RNA, 1886 nt
Organism: Rhinichthys klamathensis goyatoka
Lineage: Eukaryota; Metazoa; Chordata; Actinopteri; Cypriniformes; Leuciscidae
Gene: znf692
Product: zinc finger protein 692
Exons: 12
Coding region: 188-1867 (559 amino acids)
Biological process (GO): regulation of transcription by RNA polymerase II
Cellular component (GO): chromosome; kinetochore
Molecular function (GO): chromatin insulator sequence binding
Source: RefSeq, a predicted model, not a curated record